Cherax quadricarinatus is the source of this 4580-nucleotide messenger RNA. NCBI's taxonomy places the organism in Eukaryota, Metazoa, Arthropoda, Malacostraca, Decapoda, Parastacidae. The record is from RefSeq and is a predicted model, not a curated record.
GCAGGCACCAUCAGUGCUGUACAAGACCUGGUUGAGUGAGGAUGUACGUCCGGCCGCUCGGAAACACCUCCGUCUGUGCCCCGACCUCCGCGGAUAUAACGACCGUUCAGUGCGCUUGUUGUAAUUAGCGAAAUGCGAUGUAUUCGCCAGGUAAUUCUGCCAUGUUCAACCCGGCAAUUGACGAUGAAUCCACCAUGGAAAUAUAUUAAUUAACAUACAAGCAACUGGGGAAAUAAUGUGUAACUGCCGAAGCUAAUUUGGACUGAUUAUUUUCGGGGAAGAGAGGCCUAAUUAAGGCCUCUUCAAUUCUAGGUUAUGACGUGGGCGUAGUGUUCCCUGGCUCGUUGAACCUCCCACCCCAGCACUGAUGAACAACAACACUACGUAUUUAACAGAAAAAGCAAAUGUAUCAAAAACAGGACAAAGUGACAGUAAAAGAUAGAGAAAGAAAAAAUCAGGUGAACAAAUCGUAAGCAAAAACGUAAAUUAGUCCCAGUUCAACCUGUCAUGUGAGGAGUGAAAAAAGAAACUGUUUACCACUUAGCAAUACGUGGAUUUUGCAACUCGUUUGACUGGUGUGACUGCCCUCCCACGCACGCCUCUAAAUACACCCUCCCACACACACCCUACAACAUGCAUGGGAGAGGAAGGAUAUGAUCGAUGCUGUCCCAUCUGAAUUCGCCAUAGAAAAUUAUGCUCAGGUGGCCGCGGUUGGCAGGUCAUGGAUGGAGUGGGAAGACCGCCAGCGCCGUGAUACCGAGGACUGGCCUCCCCCCCGCCCUCCAGAUUUCCCCUCUUUCCCUGAUGGCCCCUGGGGGGAGAGCCACGCCUGGGAGGAGAACGACGACCACCACCACGCCAGCCCCUUCGACGACAGCCCCUGGGAGGACUUCGCCUGGGGAGGGGAUGACUUUGAAUCCCCUGAGGGCGAUGCUGUUGUGGAUGGGUGUGAGUGUGGCGGCCCCCCGCCUCCAGUAUUCCACCUGCCGCCGCCUCCACCAAUGCCCAAGGUGCCCGAGGAGGAGGAGGGAUCUGGGUGCGAUGCCCCGCCUCCUGCUGAGGUGUGCCCCGCCCUCCUGGUGGCAGGAGGUGCCCACACACACCAGAGACUCCACCCACCCCUGGCAGCUCUGGUGGUCGCUGCUGCAACCCUCACUGUCGUCUUUAUUAUUGCUGCUCUUGUCUGCUGGAGAUACAGACGGCAGCGGGCAAGACGAGGACCUUCCAAAUCCAGCAGUGACCUCACCAACGGUGUCAUCUACGAGGACCUUCCUUCAGGUCCCACGCCCAGAGUGGUGCCUGCCUCCCACACCCAUACCAGUGACACUCAUACACUCGCACCCAUGGAGUUGCUGGACAUGAAGCUUACGUCUCACGUACAUAACACGACGUACGGAGGGGCAGAGAGCACGACGCCCACGCUGCUACAGCAGUACCAGACGCCUCAAGCACUCUCACCCACGUUCACCCACGCCCACACCUCACCACCCUACUCACCCAAGCAGACCUACGACGCCCACCGCUCCAGUAGAAGUUCCCAGGAGAUAUAUAACCCCACCUACGAGGAGAUCUCCACAGGUAGUGACACCACCUCCGUCAGCAGUGCCAGCGUCAGCUCGGAGGGCACUGGGGCCUCGCAGUCCCGGGAGCAGCGGCUCGGAGACGGUCCGGGACCUCCGGGUAUCGUGUGGUCGGAGCCGGGAAGCUGCGCUUGUUCGGGCCGCCGCGCGGCGCAGGGACGCCGUGGCAUGCGCGGCCCUGGGCGACCACGUAAGCCCCGGGCCACCAGCAGUGCCACCAGUACCGGCACUACCGAAGGCAGCGAGUACCACGAGGCACUGCUGCCUCAGCUGGUGCCAUCUCUAGCCAUAAAGGGUACGGCGCGGCACCCAGGCUUGCCCUAUACCAUACAGGGCACGAGCGAUGGUCGUACAUCCACCUCCUCGUCCUCUGAUCUUCCCGUGGACCGCUGCCUGGCACCCAGAGAGCCACGCUACUACGUGGGGGUGCCGCCCCCUAUAAACCGCAGCCCCAACACCCCAGAGGGCCCAGGGCGAGGGCCCCCUGGCCUCCAGUACGGAGGGGACUCAAUAGAAGGGUCCUCAGGGGCGUCUACGUGUGGGGGGGAGCGGCCUUCCCCUACGGAGAGGGGGCUACCCCCUUUGCCCUCUCGUAGCGAUCGCUACCGCAUCUACUUCACGACGGAGCGGCGGCGGGUAGCGGAAGUAGCACCGCAUCCCGCCGCAACGCGAACCUUGGACCCCGCCGCCAGAAAGCGGCAGAGGCGCCACGACGCUACCGGCGCCAGGGAGAACGAGCCUCUCUACCACGAGCUGUAGCCGCCACCCCGUGUAACGCACCUGCCACCCUGUGUAGCACACCUGCCACCCCGUGUAGCACACCUUCCACUCGUGUACCACACCUGCCACCCCAUGUAAAACACACCUGUCACCCCCAUGUAACACACCAGAAAUGCAAUGUAACAAGUGCCACCAAUGUAGCACACCUGCCACCCCGUGUACUAUACCCUGCACUCCUUCCACACCUGCCCUCUAGCUCAUUCUGAACACAUCUCAACACAGUAUCACAAAUAAUAUGCAUCACACCCAUAUUUAACACUUUUCUUACACACACACACACACACACACACACAGUAGCACCCUCUGAUGACGUUAUUAGUUUACCAGUCAUUUUUUUAACUCAGGCCUCUGUACCUAAAAUAAAGAGUUAAUUUGACGUUGUGAUAAUGAAGUUUCUAGUGGAGGACUCAAAGAGCUACCAUACAGUGCAGAAAGCUUAAGAUGGGAUUCGAACCGGGGUCCUGCACGUUCAUAAAUCCAACUGCUCAUCACUGUACCCAGAACUAGUUGAACAUCAGGUUUCUGGUUCUGUUGCUGAAGGAUUAAACACCCCCACCUUAGUUUUCACCUGAUUUCGCUUCCAUCUCGGCACAAUUAACACGGUUCUUCUGCAGCUUAACUUGAAACCUGGAGUGAUUUACAGGUUCUGUUGCCGUCAAGUAGUAGUUGGCUGAGGGGUUAGCAUGUGGUUUUAGGACUAUUCAGUACCCCAGUUAGAACCCCACCCAAUUUAAAUUCUUAGUUUCACGUUAUACAUAUAUAUAUUAUAUUGCCCCAGAACAGUGUAUACCUAUUGUUAUCUCUUUCAUUGUAUAGUUUACUGAAAAUACAGUUUGACAAUCUUGUUCUCAGAAUCAGUUCAUCACUCCCUUGUAAAGAUGGGGGUAAGAUACUAGAAAGAUGCACAAAGCCUCGUGGCACAUUCUUUGUUACAUUACCAGAAAAACUGAAAAAGAAAGUUUUAUUUACUGAUCAAAAACUAAGACUUUUCUAAUGGAAUCUCGAGUGGCUCAAAGACUGAGCCAGUGUGGUGGUCACAAAUAAAAGGUACAAACUAUAAUAAACCACACCCGGUGAUGGUGAGGGAGAUAAUUAGGUCACCUACAAACGAGUGUGAUAGUGAGUGUUAUGGUGCAGAAACAAGUAGUCAGGACCCACUGUAGUCACGGUGAUCAGAGUGACAGGUGUAAUCAGGUGAUAAGAGUGGGAAGUGACUAAUACAUUUGGCUUAGAAAAAAAAAAUAUCCCAAAGAACACAAAUUUACUAGUGAGAGGGAAAAGUAAUGUUGAAGAGAGAGGGAGAAAUGCUUGCUGACCUGUGGAAAAAUGAUUGCAAAAAACUAUACAAAAUCACAGGAAGCAAAAUGCGUGAAAGUUUGUGUCUCCACGUACCUGCGUGUGUGUACAUGUACGUGUGCGUCUCUUCUAAACAGAAAAUCAACAGCUUCAGAUGGAAAACUUUUGCAGAGGUGAAAAAUAAAAAGUUUCACGGAGCCCCAGUGAUCAUUGUUACCAGUGAUAAUACACAUAUCAUAAAGCUUCUCUUUUUGUCCCCCUUUCUAAUUUCACUGUUUAUAUUUUGCUAGAGCUUUUUAUCUCUCUGUUACUGUCUCUUCCUAGAAUUCUCAUUCUCUCCUUCCCAUAUAUCUCCCUCUCUCUUUCAAAAUCUUAUUCCACCUGUCGUUUCUAGAGAGUGACAGGUAUAUAUGGUAUAUUUUAUAACACCUUCCUCAUACCCAGCCAUCACUUUGAAAUAGCAUUACCCCACUAAAGACAAAUUUCUAGAAUUUGAACAUUUCUUCCAGCAAAAAAUGUAUUAGAAAUAUCAACCCCAAUAACUUAUAACCAAAUUCCACCUAGUCUCAGAUUCUAGAAUUUUGUCAAAAUCUGCAGUUCAAUAUAUAUACAGAGCAACCCACUUUUUCUGUGAGAUAAAACAUGAAGUUUAGAUCAUCGUUUAGGAAACAAGAACUUGCAGUUAGCAAGCCUUAAAUAGCCAGAGUAUCACCUGCAUUUAACCAAACCAAUAAUCAAACUUCAAGGAGUAAUCAGUUAUCACCCUUAUGGGGCGGCAUCUCAAGGCUCAUAGGAGUGGUUAUUGAUGCACCAGUUUCCGUUUUCUGUUGUGUAUCCUCCGAGUGAGGCCAAACAUUUUUAUGGGAAGGGCGAAAGUAUGUAUCAAAAUAUACAUAAUCGGAUUAUACUGUGCAGUCCUUAUAU